Messenger RNA from Sinocyclocheilus grahami, 3960 nucleotides. It is a transcript of the gene anln, whose product is annotated as anillin, actin binding protein. Bases 76 to 3312 code for a protein of 1078 amino acids. Gene Ontology annotation, biological process: septin ring organization; mitotic cytokinesis; actomyosin contractile ring assembly. Gene Ontology annotation, cellular component: actomyosin contractile ring. The record is from RefSeq and is a predicted model, not a curated record. The transcript has 22 exons. NCBI's taxonomy places the organism in Eukaryota, Metazoa, Chordata, Actinopteri, Cypriniformes, Cyprinidae.
UCCAAGCCAUCCCCCUCAAAGCGUCACUGUUCAGAUGAAAAUACUCUCCUUUCUGGAGAAGAAAACAAACAACCAAUGGCCCCGCAAAUGACAGCCUCUGAGCCUAUGACGGACAAGAAGCCACCCCUGGUUCCAAGCAGAGUUCGUCCCAUGCCUGUGGAGCAAGGGUCUGCUCGUUGUACACCAGAACCAGAAGUGCUGCCCACUCGACCUCCUCCAGACACUGAAAAGAUGAUGCGCCCUCCUCAAUCUCCAGCAAAAAGCACAGAUAGUGUAACGAAGCACGCUGCUCUAGAUGGAGCCAAAGAUGCACCAACCCCAGGCCUCUCCAACGUGAGAUCUCGUCUACAGAGACUGGCUAAGCAAAGGCAUAACUGGGACUCUGAGGGGACCUCAGAAACAGUCCCAGUGAACGUAGUUUUAUCUCCUCUGAAGUCUCACAAAGUGGAUCUCCCUACUGCUACCCCAACAAACUCUGAGCUCCCCUUUGGAAGAAAGGGUAGACUGGCAAACCUUGCUGCCACAAUCGGUUCCUGGGAAGAUGACCUUGGACACCCGCCCACUCGCCGGGACAAUGCACAAGCACAGCCUGGCACGGCCUGUGUGCACCCUCCUGUCAGUACAGUGACAAGUAACCGUACCAAGCCAAGUCCUGCUGUGGAACGACCUCAGACUGCCCAACCAGCUCCACACAAGUCUGUUGACAGCGGUCAGCAGCCAACAGUUUACUCUCCAGUCAAGUCAACCAGAGUGGUUCCACCUAGUCCUCAGAAGACAGAAUUUCCUCAGCCCAGACUGACUCAAGCAGGUCCCUCUCCUGUUUCCAGCCCACUAAAGGUUUAUCCCUCCACUCAGCCCUCCAGUCCACUUAAAUCUUUGACAGCAUCUCCCUCCAGUCCACACAGAGGUUGCAUCUCUCAGAGUCCCCUGAAGAACCAGGGCCCAUCUAAAUUGAAUUCUGGAGCAGCACUUAAUUCAAGCCCUGCAAAACCAAUUUUGACACCUAAACCCUCUUCUACUGCUGAUGUUUCCGUCAUACAUCAGACUCGUGAGAGGUUUACCAAGGACACAACACCCUUACAGCACAGAGGCCCAGCUGGAACUACUGUAGGUGUCAAAUCAUUUUUGGAGCGUUUUGGAGAAAGGUGCCAGGAGCGCAACCAGAAUUCUCCCUCCGCAUUAGGAGGUCAAGGACACACACCUGUGGCUACUCCCUCUGCCACCCCCAAGUCCAGGCUGCUCCAGGAGAGGCUGGGGUGCACCCAGACCACCUCCACUACAGCUGUCCUCACUCAGAAGCAGAAAAUGGAGCGAGAGGCAGAGCUAGCACAAAUUCGUAAUCGAUUUCAAAAAGGCAACAAGUUGAGGAGCAAAGAGAAUCUCAGUGAGGUCAAGAAUGACCCUGAAAACAAGGAAAUUGAACUGUCUGUACAGAGUCCGACUUCUGUGCCAGUGCAUAAUAAUGAGCCUUCUGUGCCAGUGCCUGAAGUUCUCAACAGUCCUUCUAAAUCUAGUGAAAAAGAAAUAGAUGAAGUGCGUGAGAUUGAGAUGAACGUGGAUGACUCUGUUAACUCUGAGAUAAUAAAUGAGCUGUUUGAUGGAGUCCUGGAUGAGAGCGAGGAGCAAAGUGAUGAGGAGGAUGCAGAUGAAGAUGCUCUGAAUAUCUCCUCCAUGUCUCUCCUUGCUCCACUCGCAGAGACUGUAGCAGCUGUGGUCAAGAGCCCAGAAAGAAAGCCUAUGGUGAGCCCUAAGGAUACAUCGACUCCUGCCAGCUCAUUUAUUGAGAAGAGUUCCACCCCUGAGAGUGUAUCCAGACCCAGUAAGUUCCAAAGGACACGCAUGUUACGAGCUGGAUCAUCUGACGGCAUCGAUGUCGUAGAUGAGCAGCAAAACCAGAACCUUCUCUACAGCAUUGAUGCCUACAGAUCCACAAGGAUUAAGACUGAGUCAGAGAGACCUCAUGUUAAACAGGUGAUAGUGAGGAAAGAGGAUGUGUCUCAGAGAAUGGAGACCAAUGGGAGCUCCAGUCACAUCAACAUCAAGCAGAAAAUGAAGAUGUUGACCAAUGAGAUGAACCUGCAGCAGACAGUGAUCCAUCAGGCUAGUCAGGCUCUCAACUGCUGCACAGAUGAAGAACAUGGGAAAGGAGCUCAAGUGGAGGCUGAGGCUGAGAGACUGCUGCUUAUUGCCACUGAAAGGAGGACUGCUCUGAAGGCUGAACUGGACCGGCUAAAAGCAGAGGGUCCAACAGCCCAAAAGAAAAGCACAAGCAGUGCCCAGGUGGAUGUGGGUAUACCUGCUUCUAAAGGUUCCAUCUCACUGCUGGAGCUGCAACUCCCUCUGAAGGCUGACUUUAUCUGUUCUUCUGCCAACAAGCCUGAAUGUGGAAACCAUUACUACUUUGUGAUGAUCCGUGCUGGAGCUGAGAACACAGUGGCGACGACUCUAGCAAGCACACGCACUGGUCUAAGUGGUGAUGCUUUGACCUUCUCCACCAGAUUCACUUUGUCUGAUGUCUCUAAUGACUUUGAGAUUGAUAUUGAGGUCUACUGUUUUGUUCAGAAAAGGGAGCUGAACCCUGACAAGAGGAAAAAGCUCAAGUCAAAGGCUAUCACACCAAAAAGGUUCCUUGCUAUCUCUAAGAGCAACCUCCAAACACCUGUUGUGUCUAGCCCCGGUGGUCCAAACGCAGUGCGCACCAGUAGCUUUCUACUUGUCGGAUCAUACAAGCUAACUCUUGCCUCUAUUGGGAAAAACAAAUUCCCGUUGGAGAAGAUCAAAUAUGAAGGGGUUGAAAGAGAGCUGCUCAGUGACAUGUUUCACAAAAAGGUACCUUUCCUUUGUCCUUUGGAGGGGCACGUUUACCUGAAAAUUCAGUGCGAGGUUGGCUCACGGAUAGAGGAAAGAGGCUUCCUGACUAUGUUUGAGGAUGUCAGUGGAUUUGGAGCCUGGCACAGGAGGUGGUGUGUCCUUUCAGGAUACUGCAUCUCUUUUUGGACCUACCCUGAUGAUGAAAAACGAAAGAAUCCAAUUGGUCGCAUUAACCUUGCCAACUGUACCAGUCGUAAAGUGGAGCCGGCAAACAGAGAGUUCUGUGCCAGGCCCAAUACCUUUGAGCUCAUUACUGUGAGACCACAAAGGGAGAAUGACAGAGAGACCCUGGUCAGCCAGUGCAAGGACACACUGUGUGUUACAAAGAACUGGCUGAGUGCUGACACUAAGGAUGAGAGGAAUCUGUGGAUGCAGAAGCUCAACCAGGUCUUGAUAGACCUGCGCACAUGGCAGCCAGAUUCAUGCUACAAACCCAUGUAAGCCUGCUCUCAUCGGGCACCAAGGGCCAAAAGUAUCCUAGUCUGACUUUCACAUUGACUGCGUAUAUGUCUGAUUUGGAAGUGCAAUAUGGCAUCACGGUUACACAGUGUUUACAGAUACAUUUUACAAGUUAGUAAUUAUAAAUUUGACAAGUUAAAAGCCAUAAAUUAAGAGAUUUCAAUUAAAGGACAAAAUGCUUUGCCUUACAAGGGUAUUCAGGUAUGUUUUUGAUACUUUUGUCUGUGUAAUUUAGCAAGGAUUGCUUAAAGACUAAUGAAAGUUUGUUUGCUUUGUUAGACUGUCAAUUUGUUUAUGUAUAUUUAAAUGUCUUUUGCAUGACUGCUGUCUGCUGAGAUACCUGCUGUAGUCAGAUUUCUCAGAAUAUUGGUUGAGCAAGACAGGAGGCAGUGUCUGAAUCUUUAAAUGAUCCACACAUUUAAUGUCAGCACUUUGUGGUGACAAAUUUCAUUUUCAUAUUAAGUACUGCCAAAACCUAUGAUCAUUUUUUAUAUUUGUAUAUUUGCUGUUAUAGGGAUAACUUCAUUUUUUUUGCUCAUCUGUCAGGAAUCAGAAAUGUAUUUGAAUAAGAUUUUUGGGGGUUUGUUUGGAUUGGAGUUAUGAAAAUUGAGAUUUAUAUUUAUAUAUCAG